Ostertagia ostertagi is the source of this 750-nucleotide messenger RNA. The record is from the annotation of a GenBank genome assembly. Lineage: Eukaryota; Metazoa; Nematoda; Chromadorea; Rhabditida; Trichostrongylidae.
AUGCGUGACCAUGGUUGCUAUAUGUAUGCAUCAACACUCAAUCGUCAUACUGGAGAUGUUUCCAUGACCGUCGAGGAUAUGAGAGAAUGGAUGGGGGAUUUCAGCAGUAGCAAGAAUGUGCCAAAAUUGAUGAGUAGGAUGGGCCAGUGUUUCACUCAAGCACAGCCGACUGUGCAGAUUCUACAAGAAGAGUGUUUUGUUGAUGAUGAUGUGGAAGGAGGUGCGGGUCAUCCAGAAACUCAUGAGCCCUACUGCUUUUCGGAUGGAUGUGGUCGAAUCGCGCCUUCUCUCGCUAGGCGAAUUGCUUUAGCCCUACAACUUGAUAUCGUUCCCAGCUGCUACCAGGUUCGCUUCAAAGGAUUUAAAGGGGUGCUAGCUGCUGAUCCUUCUUUGGAUUUACCCAGGGGUUGUCCGAAGAUAGUGUUCAGGAAAAGCCAAAUGAAGUUCAAAGAGCGGUGCGAUGAUAAGGAGAGCAACAUACUGGAGGCAGUGUGGUAUGUGCAUCACCAACGAGCCUUUCUUUCGUCGUAUCUUGGUGUCUGUCUAUCGUUACAACAUCAACAAUCAUCUCAGCAAGCGAUGCUUUUGGAUGAUGCCGUUGCUGGUGAUGAGCUUACGCUUCGUUUGAACCUGCCUAUCAAUUUUGUGCGACUUAGGCAGUGUGGUAUGUGCAUCGACUCCAAUGAGCUUUCUUUCCGUGCGUAUCUUGGUGUCUGUCUAUCGUUACAACAUCAACAAUCAUCUCAGCAA